GCAAGAUGUUAAUCAGUAUGUUUCUUGUUGGGUCAAUCCUUGCUUUACAAGCUGUCAGCAAAGGGUUGUUUUUAAAUCACUAUCUGCCUGAUCUGGUGUUUCUUUCACCUGGAGCUCCAUGUCUAUAUGUGUUUCUGUUCUGCCUGCUGCCAUGUCUGUGAAUCGUUCUGGGUCCUUGCUGACGAGCUCUGAGGCUGCUCAGUCACCAGGUUUUCCCUCUGCCGUUGACUGUGAGAUCGUCGUUCUACCCAUCGAACUGCUGCUCAGCUUGCAGAAAUCGCAUUUCCACUUGCUGGGGAAAACCAUUAAAGUCCGCAAGGAACCGGGAAUUGGGUACAACGUGAUCUCCAAUGGACAAGUUCGAGUGGAUGGGCAACAGUAUAACCUGGUCAACUACAUGCACAGUAAGGUUACAGUGAAUUCUCAUAAGGAAUACAAAGAUCUUAAGAAAAUUAUAUUAAGUAAACUAAUGGUCUUUUUCACCAUUGUUAAGGUCACUGAAGGUUCUUCACAAGACACAGUUUAUGCUGUCAUUGUGAACACUCGCCAUCCCAGAAUGAGACAGGAGAUUGAAAGUGGUAUGAAGGAUGUCAAGGCAUCAGAAGUGGGCACAAAAUAUGCCUUCCAGUUCACUUUGCAAAAAGCAAUCCAGUCGUUCUUCAGUUUAAAGGAUGCAUGUAUAACUCCCGACCUUGGUUUGGAAUUCACGUGUGAAUAUAAAUGUGAUUCGUCAGAUGUUUUCCAUGGGUGUACUACAAAGACAAAGGAACUGAAUGGAAAAAUCUUUGAUCUCUCUUCUGUAACUGAAGAUGGGCAAAGUAAAGUGACGAAGUUGUUGGACCAGAUGAGUAAGGCCUUUGCUGAAACGGAGACUGGACCUGCUGAGGUUUCUUCAUUUCAAGCAGACUUUUCGGGGGAUAAGGUAGUCCAUUCAACUCAACAAUUUGCAAAGCGUUCAUCUGUGAAGGAAACAUCUUCAUCGCAGUGGCCUGCAGUGAAUGAGAAGUCGUACCUCCUUCAGUUUACACAACACUUGCCCAAAUAUAUAGAAUGAAUGCCUGGAGGAAAAUAAAAUAAAUUGCUACCAUUUCAACUGAAAAAGAAUGUCGAUGUCCUGAUUUAUUACCUUGGAUAAAUGGAAUGUGUACUUCUCAAUCUGCUUGAUGUUUGGUCUAAGCUGGUUUGUUUUGUGAUGUCUUCUGCAACUACUUUAUUGGUGAAGGUUGGAGUGAUGUGUGUAACUAUUAAUACGAGUUAAUACGGGUUGGCACAACAUUGUGGGCCGAAGGGCCUGUACUGUGCUGUACUAUUCUAUGUUCUAUGAGAGGAGGUAACGCUGGCUUAUCUUUCACUCAUCAGGAGAUAGUCACACAUGAAAAUGUUGGGGGAAAGUGCAGGUGCUGGAAAUCUGAAAUAACUAAUUCCUGUCCAAUGUGAAUUCCACACACAUUUGGAAGGACAUUUUCAUUUGAUCCAUGAUUUCUACUGAGAUAAAAUCCCAGCUGAGCUCCAUGGGCCAUGGUAUGAGUUAGAGGCACAGGGAGGUCCCCUAGCCCCUUGACCAUUCAAUAAGGUCACAACUGAUAUGAUUUUAACUUCAACUCCGUAUUCUCGUCUACCAGUAGUAAUCUUUCAACCUCAGCUUUCAAGAACCUACUUAUCUGUUUUAAAACUGAUCAAAGAUUUUGCUUCCACAGCUCUUUCGGGAAGACUCAAAGCAUUCUGGGGAAAAGAUCACCCCCAUAUGGCUCAUAUGUGUGACCUAUUAUUUCAAAAUAGUGCCCCCUAGUUUUAGUUUCUCAUUCAGAACAAGAAUCUUCUCCAUAUCCACCUUAUUGCAAACCCCUUGGGAUGCAAUGAGAAGUCCUGCAAACUCUCAUCAUUGAUAUGCCUUUGUUCCAGUUUUUUGUUGCUAAAAUACACAAUUUAUCAUCUUCCAACAAUAUGCUUCAUUAGUCAAAUCUUUGUCUGCUCACCUAAGCCAUCCACAGCCUUUUAUCACCUCAUUACCUUCUUUUAACUAUUUACUCACAUGACUCAUCUUAGGCUACGUCCACACUAGACUGGAUAAAUCCGUAACCGAAGCUUUUUCUCUUCGUUUUGACCCUCCGUCCACACUGAAAUGGCAUUUUCCUCCCCUGAAAACAGAGCUUUUCUAAAACACUCUCCAGUGUUUAAAUCUGAAAACGCCGGUUGGCUGUUGUAGUGUGUACGGGAUAACUGGCUAAUUUUAAAAACGCUAACAUGACGUGCCGGAACAAAUGGUGACAGCAGCGUGGCAUUUCAUUGGUUUCUUGAACGCAACCUCCAACACCACAACAAUAUCCGACAAUAGAUGUGUAACAGCCUCAUGUAACAUUGUAUGGAAAUACAAGAUAACACUGAUGCAGACAUGUUUUAUACAUUUAACAAGGUGCUUUAUUAAUGUAUUACUUGUGCAAACAUUCAAUAGAUGCAAUUGUCACUUUUGCCCAGUAACUCGUUUUAUUGCACAUGUUAAAUACAGUAAAAUAAUACACAAAGACAUGGCAAAAGUAAAGGCAAACAAAUGAAGUAACAGCAAAUUUCACUUUUGCCCAGUAACAAGCCUUAAUGCAUUUAGUUGUAGCUGUCGUCCCUUUCAUCGCUGAAGAGAUUAUGGCUGUAGGAAAUGUUUCUGGACAAACAUGCACCAAGUCUCUCGUUUGGCAAUUUCCUUUUAAGUUUUUCUAGUCUGUAACUGGACAAACGCGCACCAAGUAUACCGUUUCCUCUUCAAUUGUUUUUUGUGUGUCCUGCACAUGCCCAGUAGGAGGAGAUUCGCCCAAAUAUCCGUUUUAAUGUGGAUGGAGGUAUUUUCAAAAACGCCUGGUGUAGACGCCUAUUGUUUUUACGUAAAACCGGCAUUUUCAAAAUUAUCCGGUCUAGUGUGGACGUAGCCCAAGUUUCACCAGCAAACUUAGCAACUGUACCUUUGAUGCAAAAUCAUUUAUGGAAAUUGUAAAGAGUUGAAGUCCCAGUAGUUCGCCACUAAUUCUAUCUAGCCACCCAGAUAAGAGACAUAAAUGUUUGUUUAUUGUUCACCAGACAAUCUUACAUCCAUACAAAUGUCAUCUCUCACAGCAUAAUACUAAUUUUUCUGCAAUAGCUUUUGGCGCAAAAAUUUAUGAAAUGAUUUCUGGAUUCUACUGGUCUCCUUUAUCCACAGUAUGUUAUUUCCUCAAAGGAUUCCAAUAAAUUGA
This is a messenger RNA of Mobula hypostoma (lesser devil ray), 3221 nucleotides long. RefSeq names its product mesenteric estrogen-dependent adipogenesis protein-like. The record is from RefSeq and is a predicted model, not a curated record. Bases 119 to 1054 code for a protein of 311 amino acids. Lineage: Eukaryota; Metazoa; Chordata; Chondrichthyes; Myliobatiformes; Myliobatidae. The transcript is spliced from 6 exons.